Messenger RNA from Linepithema humile (Argentine ant), 1650 nucleotides. Lineage: Eukaryota; Metazoa; Arthropoda; Insecta; Hymenoptera; Formicidae. The record is from RefSeq and is a predicted model, not a curated record.
AUGCCGCUUCAGUACAGCUGUGUGGCGGUGAGCCGCCACAUCGAGAAAUGCGUUUUCGGCAAGAGCGAGAUCGCUUUCCUGGGUUAUAAAAUUACCAGCGAGGGUACGCUGCCGUUACCCGACCGUGUUGUCGCAAUUCGCGAGUACAAGAAACUAGAAAACGUUCAAGAAAUGAAGAGAUUCUUAGGGCUCAUCAACGCAUAUGACCGAGAGUUAGCAGCAAUCUACAAUUCACUACGGUAUUUUCGAUACAUGGUCGAGGGCCGUGAACUUAAGAUACGAACGGAUCAUAAGCCGCUGGUGUUCGCGUUCAAACAGAAACCCGAGAAAGCUCUUCCGCAUCAACUUCGACAGCUGGACUUCAUCAGCCAAUUCACAACCAACAUCAAGCACAUCGUGGAGGCAGAAAAUGUGGCCGCCGACGCCCUAUUCAGAAUAGAAACUAUUGCAAUGCCCGUAAUUGUGGACGACGUUCAAAUCGCCUGGGAACAAAAGGACGACGAGGAGCUUGAGCAUCUGCUUAAAUCUUGCAAUACUUUGUUACGACUGCAGAAAGUGAUUAUCAAUGAGGCUUUGGAGGCAGUGUACUGCGACGUGUCUACAGGAGACAUCCGCCCAUACAUACCCAAAUCAUUGAGACGUCAAAUCUUCGACAAUGUCCACAGGCUAUCUCAUUCCAGUGGGAGGAGCACGGCCAAAGUUAUUAGCAAAAAAUUUGUGUGGCCAAGCAUGAACAAACAAAUUAUGCUUUGGGCUAAGACAUGGCCGGAGGCAAUUCCGCUCAAAGAUAUAGAAGCUGACACCAUCGCUAAUGCUCUGUAUACCCACUGGAUCGCGCGAUUCGGAGCGCCCCGCUGCAUCACCACAGACCAGGGCAGCCAAUUUGAAGCUCGCCUUUUCAACGCCCUAAAAAACAUGAUCGGCUGCAAGAGGGUCAGGACCACUGCGUACCACCCACAAGGAAACGGCAUGAUAGAGCGUUCUCACCGUACAAUUAAAACAGCAUUGAUGUGCCAUGAAGAGUCCAACUGGAUCGACGCUUUGCCUGUCGUACUUUUGGGUAUACAAUCAGCGUAUAAGGACGACAUUAAGUGCACACCCGCGGAAAUUGAAGAAGAAUUGGACGAGGAUCCCGAAGUUUUUGUAGAGAGAUUUCGCGAGAUUAUGCGAAAGCUUAGACCGACGCCUACCGCACACCACAUCAAGGACACAUCCUUCGUUUUCAAGGACCUGUACACCUGUACACAUGUGUUUUUGCGCGAUGAUACGGUGAAGAAGCCUCUCAAGCAGCCAUACUUCGGACCGUUCAAAAUCCUAGAGAGAAUCACUGACAGAGUUUUCAAGAUUCGGUUAAACGCCGAUAAGGAACUGGUUGUCAAUACCGAGCGUUUGAAACCGGCAUACCAACUUCAAGAGGAUACCAACAUGACACCGGAAACGCCGGAGGAACCGGAAGUCACGCCUGCAAAUUCGUCAAACGGUAACAUCACCGCACCUACAGCAACGCUGACUACGAAGCAGAGGUCAGUUGCUGGCAAAAAAGUGACAGUGAAGGUAUUGCAGCCAACCUCGCCGGUGAUAGUGCAAAGCCAAAGAGUGCUAAAAACUUAUAGCGGUCCUAAGACAAAACGUCUCCGAUUCAAACUAUAA